CGGCCGGAUAGUAGCUUUUGAACACUGCUGAUAUUCGUAUCUCGUUUGCAAGAAACACUUGGCAAGAGACCGAGACGACCGCAGGCAGAAAAUAUAAACAAUACAAAAAAAAAAAAAUAGACUUUCAUAUUCAAACAACAACAAAAAAAAAAACCAACUCAAUAGAUACUUUUUUUCUAAAUUUACACACAACCAAUCAUCAAAUUUUUACGAGAUCCCCAAAAUUUACAAAACAACGUCAAAAAAACCAAAACCUCCAAGGAUCUCAUUUCUCUUAAAAAAAAAACAACAUAAAACAGAUAUAAAAUUCUGCAAAGCCAAAAAUUCUAUUUUUGAAGCGAUUUUAGACACGAAACGUGAAUUGUACCAAAACGGAUAUCAGAGAGCGGAUAGAAAAGUUUAACUUUUUAUUAUUUUUUUUUUACACUCAAAAAAAAAAAACAAGUGUUUUCCACCAACCAAAAUUUCAAUUUGUGUAUUUGCUCGCUUUAUUUUGCAAAUUUUAUUGAUUUAUUCACUCUUUUUUUUUUUUUGCUGGUAACAAAAAUUUCAAACCCAGCAAAAAAGGACACUCUAAAAACCGGCGGUUCCGCGGCAACAGGAUAAAUGAACAAAAAAAAAACCCCAAUCACCAAAUCUCAGAGAUAAAAAGUUAAUAAAUCAAAUUUAAAAAUACACAAGUGAUAUGCAAGUGCUGUGAAUUAUAAAAAAGAUACAAAAAAGAAAUAUGCAAAAAAGCUGAAGAGAAGAAAAAAAAAAAAAAGAUAUUCAUUCGUUCAAAGAGCUGAGAUAUAAAAACGGACUUCAAUUUUUUUCUAAAAAGAAUUUGUCCGCUAAAGCUUAAAAGAUAUAUUAAAAAAGAAAAAGAGAUAUAUAUUAUAUAUAUGUACAUGUUUUUUUUUAAAUUUAAUUUGAUUAAUUUUAUAAUUAAUUUCGUACAAGUUUAAGUAGUUGUUGAUUAUUUUCCAAUUUCAAAAAUAAACUCUUUUUUGACUAUAAAAAAAAGAGAAAAAAAACUCUGUUUUAAAAAAAAAAAAUAUUUGUCGAGCUGAGAGAAGUAAGAAAGAAAAAUUGUGCUUUUCCCCAAAAAUAAUAUGUGUGUGUGUGAUUGUUUGUGACGCUAAUACCAACAACAACAACAACAACCAACCAAAAAUCUCGGUAAACAACCAUAAUUUUGAUCUCUGUCAAAAUUGAGAACACAAAAAGUUCGCGCGUUGUCAAUUCAAUUCAAAAAAGGAAAUUAUCUCCUUCGACGUCAUCUUUGACAGAAGGCAGAGCAGCAAGUAGCAGCAGCAAUCCAACAAGAAAAAGCAAAAAUAGUGAUACUAGUAGUAAACUUGUCAAAAUUGACGAAGUAGUUUUCGAAGAAUUACUCAUGAAAAUGGAAGUGCUCUCUGUGCAAAAUCAAUUUCAAGGGCAAUUCGGUGUCAUAGGGUCAACUAAAGUUAAAGACUGGACCAGUCCUCUUACACCACCGCCAUCUCACCACCACCACUAUAGUAAUAGUAAUAAUAAACAAAGUUCCAUCGAUAUUGUCGACGGUCAUCAUCAUCACCAUCAUCGUACAACAAUGUCAUCGCCACAGGCAAUGCAUAAUUUAAAUCUUAAUCAUCAUCACCUAAAUCAUCAUCAUUUAAAUCAUCAUCAUCAUCAUCAUUUAAAUCAUCACCUGCAAGCUACAACAAACAAAUUAUCUAGAACUAAUAGGCAAACAACAAAUUACAGUGAUAAUAAUAUUAAUAAUAGCAGUAGUAAUAUUACAACAAACGCUACAAAUUUAAGUUCUAGCAAUAAUACAUAUAAUACAAUUACAAAUAAUAAUGAUAAUUCAACCACCAAUUCUAAUAAUAUUACCACCAAUCCCACCAUCAGUGGUAGCCAAAUAACAACAACAACAACAAAUUCAACAACAACAACAACAAAUAAUCGUUACAAUAGUAAUUUAAUAUGUAUGACCGAUGAUGAUGCAUCUGUUAAUGCAUUAUCAAUACGUUUGCAAAGUGAACUGCGUGCGGCUAAGAGUCGUCAUUUAGCAUGUACUGAAGUAUCAUUACCAUGGGAUUUAACACCUAGAAUAGCAGCGGAAAUUAUUCGAGUAUCGGAAAAGGAACCAUGCGGCAUUAGGGGUUGUACAAUUUAUAUUGAAUUUGAAGAUGAGCCAAGUAAUACAAGGCGAAUUGCAUCGAUGAAAGUAGAUCCUAAUACAGUACCUACUUUUGAGCUGUAUUUAACAUUAAAACACGACAAAAGUGGCUGGACAUCACUAUUGCCGCAAUUUAUUAAAAAUCUUACUAAAAGCAGUACAAUUUUGAUAAGUCCUGACUUUUCAUUAACCAAAAAUAAAUUGUAUCACAGUUCGUCAGAGUAAGAUUUUUAAAAAAAUAUUUUGUCACACACAACAAAAAAAACAAACACACUCAUUUUUAAAAAGUAUCACUACUAUAAUAAAAAAUAUAAUAAUAUCUCCAUCCUGACCCACUCUUUCUCUCUACAAAAUAAAAAAAAAAAAAAAAAAACCAUCAAAAAACAACAAUAAGAGAAAAUAAUAAUUUCAAAUCCCUCCGAAUGUUUAUCUUAUCUUAUUACAACAAAAAUAAUAUAAAAUAAUAACGCGCGCAAUCAAAAAAAAACAAAACAACAACAAAGAAAAUUAAAAGCUUUACUUGUUUUUUCAUCAUCCCCCCGAUCAACGAAAUAAGUAAAAAAAACAUCAACAAUAAACCCAGUUAAAAUAUAUAAAAUAAAAUAUCUUCUAUAUUAUACAAAAUACAACCCAAAAGCCAUUCAGAGGCCGAAUGAAAAAAACAAAAAAUAAAUGUGAAAGAAAGAAACAACCAACAGCAGUAACAACAGCAUCAACAUACAAAAAGUGGCAACACUUAUUUGAAAAACAAAAAAAAACCAACAACAACAAAGUGAAAAAAAAAAAAAAAAAAAUAUGUUCAAGGUAUUUUUUCCAAUAAAAAUCCUUAAAUUUUCGUAUUUUUAAGUAUUAUCAUCAAAAACAAAGGUGAUGUGAUAUUAAUAAUAUUAUUAAUCUAUAAAAAAAAAAACAUUUUUUACAUACAACAUUAUUGCAUAAAACAAAAAAAAAAAAUUAUUAAAUUAUUAAGUUUCAUUAAAAAACUUCUUCGGCUAUUUAAAAAAAAAAAAAUUAAAUUCUAAGAAGCAAUACCAACACACAUUUAACAAAAAAGAUAUUCAUUCUUUUCAUCUUUUUUUCUCUUCUUCUUAGACAUUUCUUAUUUCGAUUUUUUGAUAAAUUCGUUGUAAUUUAUUUCCUUUUUUUUAAAAAAUUUUUUCUAAUUUAUAAAACUUUUUUUUAAUUACUAAAUUUCUGUUUUGUUACAGCAAAAUAAUACAUAAAUCGUAUUAAAUUAAAAAAAAAAAAAAUAUGUUGAUUUAUCUUUUUGUUUCGUGUGCUACUUUAUCACCCAAGUAGUGGAUCUUCUUAAUUCUUCUUCAAAGAAAAAAACAAACAAAAAAUCUAUUUUUAAGAAAAUUUUUUUUAAAAAACUAAAAAUUUAAUCGAAAAAUAAAAAACCACUUACGGCAUAAAGAAAACAAAAAAACAAAAAGAAAAUGAAAACAUAAAUAUGAAAAAAGUCAUCUGUGUUAUAUUUUAUAGUAAUUAUCAUAAAAAAUAAUAAAUAUUAAUUUUUUUUUAAAUUGCUAGGUAUUUAACAAAAAAAAAAAAUUAAGAAAAAAAUUGAAAAAUUUAAAAAUUACCACACAAAAAAAAACCGGUGUUUUGCGAUAGAAAUCAAUGAUUCUGUUUUGAAAUUUAAUUAUUAUUAUUUGAUUUUUUCUUUAAAUUUAAGAAUUUGUAUGUGUUAUUAUUUAAUUUAAUAUAUUAUAUUUAAUUAAUUAAUUAUUAUUAUUAUUUUUUUAUGAAAAAACAAAAUCAACUGUGCAUGUUAUAAUUUUUUGUAUUAAAAAAACAAAAUCACUAGAUGUUAUUACGUUAAAAUAUAGUUUUUGUUCUUUUUUUUAAAUUAAAUCACAAAAAAAAAAAAAAAAAAAAAUAAUAAUAACUUUUUAUUUUGACAUAGCAAAAGAAAAAGUGAAAAAAACGAUCUCGAAUUUUUAUUAAUUAUUUACGAAAAAAUAAAAAAAAAAAAAAAUAAUAAUCUUAUAUAUUCUCUCACCAAAACAAAAAAAAAAACACCUUUUCCACCAACCAACCAAACUUUGCCACCACACCAACUUUUUCUCUCAUAAAUUACCUUGAUUUUUAAUAUAUUUUUUUUCUCACCAAAACUUCGCGAUAUUCACCACUCACUAUCACCACAUUUUCUUAAGUUUUUUUUUGUAUUUAAUUUUUCUUCUUCUCUACAAACAUGAAAUCAAGAGGGCUGUUUUAAGAAAUUAAAAAAAUAAAAAAAAAGUUUAUAACUAGGAGUAGUAUAGGAAUCAAUUUUGCAAAUGAUAGGAACAAGCAAUCAUCCCCUAUUUUCUUCCCUAAAUCAUUAACAAAAAAAACAGUAUUUUUCUUCGAUCAACGAUUUAUAUUAUAGCUUUGUGUCGUUGAUAACAAAAAAAAAAAUUGUUUUAGGGUAGAAAUUUUGACCAAUUUGUUGUAAAAAAAAAUAUUCCUUUCCACUUCAUAAUCUAAACAACUCUCUGUUUUCACAUAAAAAAAAAACACCCUGUAAAAAAAAUUAAAUAAUCAUGUAAAUCUGCUUAGGUGUAUAGUUUAUAGGGAAACAAAAAUUUUUAAAUUCUCAAGUAAUGACUGAUGAGCCGAAAAAAUAAGUAAAUAAUUAUUCAAAAACUCAAAUUACUUACUCUCACUCCACAGGCAAUUUUCAAUAAAAAAAAAAACACUAAAUAAAUAGACAGAAAACAACCCCCAAACUUCCUGUUAGAUACUUUGUGUAAUGCAAAAAAAAAAAAAUAUUAAA
Messenger RNA from Episyrphus balteatus (marmalade hoverfly), 4907 nucleotides. RefSeq names its product protein charybde-like. Lineage: Eukaryota; Metazoa; Arthropoda; Insecta; Diptera; Syrphidae. Gene Ontology annotation, cellular component: cytoplasm. The record is from RefSeq and is a predicted model, not a curated record. Bases 1379 to 2371 code for a protein of 330 amino acids. The transcript has 4 exons. Gene Ontology annotation, biological process: negative regulation of signal transduction; apoptotic process; regulation of TOR signaling.